AUAAUCACAUCACAUCAGUUGCUGAGCCACGAGGGCGCGCAACAGGGUUGUGCACUUGCGCGUUCAAGUAUUUGUACCCACAUGCUCGUUCGCAGAGCCAGUCAGCAUUUGACUCAGUAGUGGCAGAGGGGAUAUAGGACUUCCACUUGUCAGUUAGCUAUUCCCCGAUACCGAAAUCAAGUGCAUCCCCUCAGCUAAGAUGUCAAAGUUGGAUCAGAUUCUUAUCCUUGACCCUCCCUCCGACCUCAAAUUUAAAGGUCCUUUCACAGAUGUAGUCACCACCAACCUCAAACUGAAAAACCCUUCUGACAAAAAAGUGUGUUUCAAAGUGAAGACAACUGCGCCGCGCAGAUACUGUGUACGGCCAAACAGUGGUGUCAUCGAUGCCGGAGCAACUGUCAUUAUCUCUGUCAUGCUACAGCCCUUUGACUAUGACCCCAAUGAGAAAAGUAAACACAAAUUCAUGGUGCAGACGAUUUUUGCCCCAUCAACUGUUUCUGAUAUGGAUUCAUUGUGGAAAGAUGCAAAACCCGAUGAUCUCAUGGAUUCCAAGCUGAGAUGUGUCUUCGAGCUGCCUUCUGAAAAUGAUAAAGUGAAUGACGUGGAGGCGACCAAAGCAGCCCCAGUGAUGAACUCUGCAAAGGCCGACUCAUCAACAGCCACGGUGCCUCUCACUGCCUCAAUGGACGAUACAGAGAUGAAGAAAGUGCUGGAGAAGUGCAAGAGGCUGCAAACUGAGAUGAACAAGCUGGCUGAUGAGAACCGGCAAUUAAAGGAUGAUGGUAUGAGAAUGAGAAAGGUACCUCGCUCAGACCACAUGACAUCAAACUCAACUAGCCUCCUCGGCCGAGAAGCCAGCACUGCUUCCCUGCCCUCCCUCCUCGUCGUCAUAGCAGCCAUCUUCAUCGGAUUCUUCCUAGGGAAGUUCAUCUUGUAGACUGGGAGAUGCAUGCCAGCCGUAUCCCCCCCGCCCCGGCUCCGGAAUAAAACAGGCCUGGAAAAAACGAGAAGUCUUUGUGUUGACUUUGCCAUAUCAUUGGUAGUGUGGCCUACAGUGAACACAUCUGUACAGCAUCAUUCAAAGGCGUCGCCUUUUUACAAUCUUACACGGUUAGUUCACACAGAGUUGAGAAAAGGAAGGCGACAAAAAAGUGAUUGCUCCCUUUUUUGUUUUCUGUUUUUUGAUGGCGGGAUUAUACAGGUAAUGUGGUGGAACAAUGAAAGUUAUAUACGAUCACUCAACAUGGAAGAUGCACCUAGAGCGAACCAUGGGCAAGAGGCAGUCAGAUUAAAUUUCUCUCUCUUUUUUUCUUUCUUUCUCUCUGUUUUUAAUAGGAAUUGAAAUGGAAUGUUAGGUGUCUUGUACAUGUUUUAAAUCCUUUUAAACAAAAAAGGAAAGAACUUCCAUCAAAAAGACAUUGCUACCUGUUGCUGGAUUGCCUCUGAAGUAAAUUUGUUCAAUUUGUAAGUUCUACUUCUUGUCUUGGAAUGUUCAGGUCCAGCUGGGGAUAAUAUAGGUGCCUCGUUCUUGUACAUUUCUGUCCUUUCCUUUUUCUCACAACACCAAUGCAGACUUUAUAUAUUAUUAUUAUUAUUAUUAUUAUUAUUAUUAUUAUUAUUAUACAAAUCAUAUAUUCCUUCUGAGGCAAAUAUUGACUGAAAUAAGGUCUCCAUUCUUAAAAUCCUGUUCCAUGGUAUUAAGCAUUGAAGAAAUAAAAAUGAAAAAAUGUGGUUUUGA
Sander lucioperca (pikeperch) is the source of this 1738-nucleotide messenger RNA. RefSeq names its product VAMP (vesicle-associated membrane protein)-associated protein A, like (gene vapal). The transcript has 6 exons. Gene Ontology annotation, molecular function: FFAT motif binding. NCBI's taxonomy places the organism in Eukaryota, Metazoa, Chordata, Actinopteri, Perciformes, Percidae. The record is from RefSeq and is a predicted model, not a curated record. Bases 200 to 937 code for a protein of 245 amino acids. Gene Ontology annotation, cellular component: plasma membrane; endoplasmic reticulum membrane. Gene Ontology annotation, biological process: neuron projection development.